CCAAUCAGCGUCGAGCACCGCCAGCUGGUGCGAGGAUGUUCCAAGAGGGCUUCGGAGCCAACUAGUCAGAAGCGCGCGAGCCGUCAGAGGAUCCGCGUCGGCGCGCCGAGACUUCCGACGUCCACCCGGGAAACGUGCCUCGCCAUGUCCAAACCCCAGGUGCUCUUCGUGGUCCUCUUCGUGGCGUGCCCGGUGCUUUCCUGGGGCGCGGAAUUGCCGAAGCCGAGCUAUGCCAGGACCGUUCUGAAGGUGUCAAGAAGUCUCCCAGGAGAAACGGAGGAGCUGAAAGUCAGGACCAGCGAUGGAGAGUUGGCGACCUUGAUCGUGAAGAAGAGGGAAAGAUCCUCGACGGAUCCCCGUCGCUCUUCGACAUCGUCAGAGCCGGAGCAAAAGGAGGUUGCCUCCAACUCAGUCACCGAAUCGACUCCUGGGGAUGUCGGGGCAUCUUCCAGCAUCACCAGAGAGGAGAUCAGGAAGCUGGAGAACGAGCAGGUGGAGGAGAUCAGGUCGAAGUUCUCGAUUUCCCCGGAGACUCCGAAGAACAGGAGCGAGGACGACCGCUCGUCCUCGUCGAGGGAUAAAUUCGAACAGGUGGACUACGGAAGCUGGACCCCGCUCGAUCAGAAUGGUCGAGCCCUGAAAACGAAUCCCGAAGAGAGGACAACAGAGGCGUACCUGAGCUGGAAGCCGGUGCAGACGGAUCCGACGAGCACCAGCGAGGACAGGAUGGACUUCCCCAGGUACCAAUCUCCGGUUCUCCAGAGCCGAAGUUUGAUCCUGCCGAGUCGCGGUUUCGAGGCAUUAAACCCGAGUAAAAUCGUCAACAACGAAGGCACCUACGCCUUCCUGAGGCACCAGCCAAGACCCCCGGUGAGGACCAACCUGGGAGCCAACUUGAUGAAGAACCGCGACGCGAAGGACGUCCCUUCCGAGGUGAUCAUCAGGUCGGAGAUUAACGUGAAGUCGAUCCCGAAAAGGUCGCCCAUGUCCCUGGAAGCCGAUGGCACCCCGGUGAUUCAUGGCAAGAGGGUCCCCGACGAGCCCAUCGACAAGAUCCAGACCUGGAGGAACGCCAGGGUCAUCAACAACAAACUGGUACUCGAAGGAGCCGCCAGCAACGUCGACGUCCAGCCGUCCUUGGGGCCCUUCCACGUGGCGGAGAACAAGAGAUUCGAGCGAUUCUUCAAGGACGUGAACAGAAGGUACGGCAGGAACGUGGAGGACGAGGGCAGAAACGUCUACUUCGAGUGGGACCCGGCCAACUAUAGGAACCCAGCCCUGGGAGCCGAAGUAUACGACGCCACCCUGGAGAAGGGGACCUCCGGGGUCCAGAAGAGGAUGCUGCAUCCGGAGGGCGUACAAAAUUACCCGAUCUCCCCGGUCUACACCCCGGAGAGCCAGAAGAUCGCUCCUGUGGCCUUGAAACCUGGGGCCAGGGCCCCCGUUCUCCAGUACGCCCACCCUGAGCUCGGGGUACAACCCGCGAAGAUCUUGAAGAAUGAAAAACGAAGGCCCGACAACUUCCCGGAGAACCAGAACUCCUUCACCGAGCAGAGGCACAAGAAGAAGUACGUCCUGAACGACAAGAACCUGGUUGAUUCCUACACCACGAAGAACUACUAUCCGAACCAGCACUUCUACGGACUGAAGAGGCCCAUCGAGGCGCCCUUCUGGGUCAAGAUCUCGGAGAACCUGAGGAACGGAUUUUCAACCAGCGUGGAGAGGGUCUCGCAGCUGACGAAGCCGGUUUUCGAUCCUCUGGUGGAGGCCACGCAUAAAAUAUCGCAGAAUCUGGGGCUGUCCAGGAGUCAGGAGGCGCAGGAGAAGGUCGGCACCGUGGCUUCGGGGUCGUCGAUCCUGAUCCCGGCUUUGGGCCUCGUCGCUUCGGGGGCUGCUCUUGGAAUUGGAGCGGUUGCUGUCGGUAGAUACCUCGACGUCGACGUCCUGAAAAGGUCCAACGAGGAUGCAGACCUGGAGAGACGAAGAGCGAUGGGGUCUUCGUGGUCGGACGGGCUGCAGCGCGCCGAGCCCUUGGAGAUCGUCUCGACCAGAGGUCCUGGAGAGGGUCCAGAUGGAGUAACCCAGGAAGAUGGUCUGAUUCUGGUUCUCGAAGACGACUCUUCCGAUGCCGAGAAAAAUCCAAGAAAGGGUCAGGUGCCCUCGGGAACCGACUACAAGCGGACGGAACGACGUAGGAGGAGUCUGGAUUACCUCGACGUGUUCAACGCCGACGUCGAUCUGGACAACCUCGUCAGGAGCAAACGUCUCCAGAGGAAGGGAGCCGACUCCAUCUCCGAGAUCGUCGAGAUCGACGUCCCCGCCAGGGGGAGUAUCAACAUCGACGAGCUUAUCCUUCCGAAGCUGAAGAGAGGGAAGGGCGAGGGCAGCAUCCUGGUCAUUGGGGAUGAACUCGAGGACCCUGAAGAAUCCUCGAAGAGUCUUGGAGAACCCUCGAAAAGCCUCGAAGAACCGAAGCUGGAGCGUCCUGCCGAGGCUGGUACCGGGAACCACCUCGAAGAGAGGAAAACCAGGUCCAGAAGAAGCGUCGACGGCGACCUCGAGCUCGAGGAUGCUUUUCAGAAUCUGGAGAACGCCGAAGUUGCCGAAGUCGGACACGUUAAUGGCGACUGGACGAACACUCCUUGCGCGAAGAGGAUAUUUUGUGAUACCAUGAUACAGAGGGGUCCUGACGACGCCAUCUUUAUGGAGAAGAAAAUGGCGUCCUUGCUGAGCUUGAUCCAACCGAGUGCGGCUAUCCAAGUAUCGAGUCAUUUCCAAGAAGUAAUGGAGGCUGUCAGGAGACACGACUGCUCUAGUUUCCUGUGUCCCCAAGCCAGGCCGGGGAACGUUUUUUUCUAGCGUUGACAUUUCCCCAUCCGACACUAUAUCAUCAACCCUUCGUGAUUGUGCAAUGCUUUACGGUAAAAACACGACUGAUUUGCCGACGUUAAUCGCAGUCUUCGAAUCCGAUUGGUAUCGGAGGAAUGACGUUUCCCUAUGGUAUGACCGAUGACGGACCUGCUUAGGAUGAUAUCACGCCAAAAUGUAAAUAGUAAUCGUUGCGAUAAUUCUAUUUAAUGUAAACCUUUAACUUAAGUAACUAGUUAUUAUUUACUUUCUAAUUCCCUCUCUCUCUCUUCAAACGCCGAUUUGCGGUGAGGAAAAGAAAAUGUCCUUUCCUGAGUUUUCCUCCCCGUAUCAUCCUGAUAAUCGCGAUUAAUUGUUUCGCAAAUGGUGCAUGCCGCAUUAAAGGAGGUACACGACAAAAUUACGAGAAACUUAAAAUUCGUAGAUUUAAGAUACGACAUCCGGGUUAAUUUUAAUAUACGUGAUUUCUCCAGGAAUCCGUAAUAAUGUGCGCACCUCGAUGUACUUCCACUACUGCACGUAUGUAUAAGUAUGUAAUGACCAGACACCCCGUAGUAAAUCGAUUAACAUCGCUAUUUAUUGUCCCCCAGGACGUGAGGUAGUAUUAAUUAUAAAAUUCGUCCGUCAAAAACGAGGAACUGUACAGAUUAUACGACGGAAUAAACGCGGGAGUGUGUGCUUUUUUUUAUAUCAUUACAUACGACCGUACUCUUCUGAAAAUGCCAAAAAAUGCACUAACAAUUUAAAACACUGC
Molecule: messenger RNA, 3622 nt
Organism: Orussus abietinus
Lineage: Eukaryota; Metazoa; Arthropoda; Insecta; Hymenoptera; Orussidae
Exons: 3
Coding region: 145-2859 (904 amino acids)
Source: RefSeq, a predicted model, not a curated record